AUGAAUGUUGUUGAACAACAUGAUGAUUACUUUGAGCAAAAAAGAAACGCAACUCAACAACAAGGUUUAAGUUGUUUGCAGAAGGUUAAUGCAGUAUUUCGUAUGCUAACUUAUGGAGUGGCAGCAGAUGCUACGGAUGAAUAUGUACGUAUUGGAGAAAGUACUGCGCUGGAAAGUCUAAGAAGGUUCGUUAAAGUUGUAAUUGACGUUUUUGGUGAGGAGUAUUUAAGAGCACCCAAUGAAAGCGAUAUACAUCGAUUACUUGCACUUGGCGAUGAAAGAGGAUUUCCUGGUAUGCCGGGUUCACUUGAUUGCAUGCAUUGGAGGUGGAAGAAUUGUCCAUCAUCUUUACAAGGUCAAUUUUCGGGCCAUCAUCACACGCCUACUAUAAUUUUAGAAGCAGUUGCUUCGCAAGAUUUAUGGAUUUGGCAUGCUUUUUUUGGAUUACCUGGCUCUCUCAAUGACAUCAAUGUUCUUCAUCGAUCUCCCCUGUUCGCAAAAUUAUCAAAUGGAGAAAGUCCACAAGUGAAUUAUAGAAUAAAUAACCAUGACUAUUCAAUGGGAUACUACCUUGCAGAUGGCAUAUACCCUUCUUGGGCAACAUUGGUUAAGACCAUACCAGAACCACGGGGCAAUAAAAGGAUCUACUAUGCCAAGGCACAAGAAGUGGCACAGAAGGAUGUAGAACGAGCCUUUGGGGUCCUUCAAUCUCGUUUGCCAUUGUUCGGGGUCCAGCUCGUUUAUGGGACGAGGCGACACUAAGCAACAUAAUGAUAACAUGUAUAAUUAUGCACAACAUGAUUAUUAGAGAUGAGGGAAGAGUCGAUCCGGAUGAACGUUUUGAGCACGAAGGAGAAAAUGUGGAGCCCUCCCAUGAGAUGACAACAAAUUUUGAUGAAUUUCUUAAGAAUCACAAGAAAAUUAGGAACCAAGAAACACAUUAUCAACUUCGAGAAGAUCUAGUUGAGCACUUGUGGCAACACCACCCAGAUUUAUAUCCUUAAGUUCAUUUGUUAAAGUUGUUUUCUAUUUGUAUC
Molecule: messenger RNA, 1037 nt
Organism: Zea mays
Lineage: Eukaryota; Viridiplantae; Streptophyta; Magnoliopsida; Poales; Poaceae
Exons: 1
Coding region: 1-762 (253 amino acids)
Source: RefSeq, a predicted model, not a curated record